This is a messenger RNA of Plasmodium gonderi, 6699 nucleotides long. RefSeq lists its product as hypothetical. The record is from RefSeq and is a predicted model, not a curated record. The coding region runs from base 1 to 6699 and encodes 2232 amino acids. NCBI's taxonomy places the organism in Eukaryota, Apicomplexa, Aconoidasida, Haemosporida, Plasmodiidae. The transcript is spliced from 2 exons.
AUGUCGGACCUAGACGAAAACAGUUAUGAACAGAGUGCAGAAACGGAAGAGUUUUCAGGUAAUAGAAAAUUACCUGAACAGCUGGGGGAUUCAGAAAGUUCAGUGGGUUCAGAAUAUUCGGACGAUACUGAGGAGGAAGUAGGAGAAGUAGGAGAAGAUGAAGAAGUAGGAGAAGAUGAAGAAGUAGGAGAAGAUGAAGAAGUAGGAGAAGAUGAAGAAGACGAAGCAGAUGAAGCAGACGAAGAAGACGAAGCAGACGAAGAAGGAAAUACCUACAGAGAGGAAAGCGAACAAGUCCAAGAAGACAUUUUCAAUGAAAACAACUUAUUACAUGCCAUUAAAACGAGAGAGGUGCUAGAACAAGAGAUUCUAGUUUUAUUUAGCAACAUGCUGAAAAAAGAAGUGGUGUUAAAUAAGGAUGUAAAAAGUAACAUGCAAAUAGAUUUGACAUUGUACAAUGAUGACACGGGUGGUGGUGAUUACAUUGUCGGUGCAGAUGACAACAUGAGUGUGCAAGUAAAAGAAAAAGGAGGAAAUAAAAAAAGAAAAGAACCAGAAAAAAACAAUUUGAAAAUAAAAAAUAAAGAGUUGUACAAUUUUAUUUAUAGUAAGAUGAAUUUGAGUUCUAAAGAAGGAAAAGGCGAAAAGAGAGAAGACAAAAAUAUGGAAUCAGGAUUUUCUAAAAAAAAAAGAGAUAGUAGCAAUAACGAGAUGGAUGAAAACAAUAAUCCAUUAGAUAUAGCUAAAAGUAUACAAUCUAUAGAAAAACAACAUUACAUACUAGAUAACAAUGUAGUUAAUAUAUUAAAUGAUAUUAAUACAUAUUUAAAAAGAGAGAGGGAAUAUCUGAAUCGAAAAUUUGGAGCUCAUAUAGAUUCUACUUUUAAAAAUCCAAUGUAUGUAACUUUAUACAUUUACAAUAAUCAAAUUUUAAAAGAAAUGAUAUUACAAGUAAUAAAUAUUGUGAAAAAUGAAUUCGACAAUUCCAUUUAUAAAGAUAUAGACGAAAGUAUGUUGAUUAAAAAUGUCUUAAUUUUAAUUAAUUACUUGACGUCUAGACCUAGUAAAGAAUGGUUUGAUUAUUGGAAUAAGCACAUGCCUAUCUUUAAUAAUAAGAGAAGUGAAUUCAAUGUAUAUAAUUAUUUACAAAUUGAGAAAAGUGAAAGGAAAAUCUUUUCAGGAGUUUUAAAAAAUGACAUUUAUUUUAAAGAAUUGCAAAAAAGAUCAAACAUUAUUGAACAGUACCAGAAUGGCUUGCAGAGUCUAAAGUCCUUGUUGUCUAAUAAAAACUUUUUGGUUAUACUGAACGAAUUUAGGUACAAUUGCCAACUUUUCAUAGAUGCAGAUUAUCGUGGAAUUGAGGAAAAUGAAAAAGUUAUAGAGAUGCAGAGACGGGAUGCUGAUUUGAUAGAGGAGAAGAGUCGUCUCAAGGAGGAGUUGCAGUUCUGCCGAGAAAGUCUCGCAAUCAGUGGCCAGGAGGGGGUGGAAAAUGAUGGCGAUGAUGUUCGAAGUGGUGAUGAUGUUAGAAAUGGCGAUGAUGAUGGAGAGAAGCCGAGGGGAAAAAACAAACUCGUGCGAAGCAAAAUAGCGAACAUCAAAAGGAGAAUAGAUGAAAUAAACGAUGAACUUUUGGAAGUAUCCAAUUUUUUCGUUGAGGAUAAGAAAAAAAGAGAGAAACUAGUGCAUGAAUAUAAACAAAAUGUAUACCUGGUUCGUAGCAUAUUAACGCAGGUUCUAAGCAUAAGAAAUGCUGGAGGAGGAAAUGGGAUUAAUUCAAACAAUGUACAUUACAUGAUUCUGCAGCAUGUUCUAGAUAAACAUAGCUGCCUAAGUUUAAUCAUUGAUGAAAUGAGAAAUUUAUUUGAAAAAGAAUUAAAGAAGUACGAUCAUGAAAAGAAUAUACAUAUACCAUACUUGAGGCAGAACACAAUGAAAGAUAUAUGGGAGUAUGUUCGACUAUUUUACAAUGUUAUUUGUUAUAUAGAUCCAAUUGAUUUGGUAAAGUCACUCACCCAUCAGAUACAACCCAAGCCUUCAGGGACAUGUGAAGGUAUGAACAAUUUGAGGGAUAUUGCUAAAAAUGGUGAGAAGAAAGGUAUAAAGUAUGUAGGUACAAUAGGAGGAAGACUUAGUAAUGGAACUCAGAGACAUGACAAUACACAGAAGAGAAAAACAUUUUUGUUAAAUGGUACAAAACGAACGAGUCUGAAAAAUCCAAGACAAAAUAAAAACCAAAUGAUUAUGCAUCUAUCACGAAUAAACCCACUUCUAGCUAAAUCAAAAGUGAGAAAACCAAAUGAAGAAAAACAUAUGAAAAAAAAAAAAAAAAAAUUUAUAGAAAGAAAAAAUUUAAUAGAUCAUUAUGAAAAUUUUUCUUUUGAAGAUUUAUCAUUCGAUAUAUUUUCAGAAAUUGUGUCUUUUAAAAAAUGCAACAUAUUGGAUACAUUCAAUCACACGAAUUUGUACAAAGUGCAAGAAUUUUUAAAUAAUAUCAUAGGAAUAAAUGAAGAAUUUGAAAAUAUCUAUGAAGGCAACAAUGACAAUGAUAGUUUCAAUUAUUCACUUAAAGUUUUUUUAAAUGUGUGUAUAAAAGAUUUGAGGAGAUGCAUAGUCGAGUAUUAUAAUCAUCAAUGGGAUAUAAAAAUAAUUCUGAAUAUCCACGCAUGGAUUGUAACAUAUUAUACGAAUUAUUAUCUUUACGAGAAUAAGAAUCGAUUGAAUAACUGUCGUAUGAACAUUGGUACAGGAGGGAAAGUAGUAGUAGGAAGAGGAGAAGGAGGAGGACAUACAGUUCAUCCCUUAAGACAUAGUGAAAAACCUGAAAUAGACCUGCAGGAACAGCAUGAGCAUGAGGAGGAGGAAGAGUGUGAAAAUUCUUUGUUCAUUUCUCGAAUCCAAAUGGUUCUGGGAAUGCAAGCAUAUAUAGGAGACAAUAGUAUCCAUUCUGAAUUUCUAUGUGAUACAUUUCAAAGAUUAAUAAGAGAAGAAAAAAUGAAAAAGAACAGUAGUAAGAUAAUUCUGUGCUGUUUAAGAUGUUUAUAUGCAGAUCUAAAACUAGUUGAUAUUCAUGCAAUGUCAACAGAUGAAAAUGUGAAAUCAAUUUGUAAGUCCUCUUUGGAUAAUUUUCUUAAGAGAAACAUACUCAAUAGUUUAAGUUGGAUUUUAAAAAAUUUUAAAUUUAUGAGUCAUGAUAAAAACAUUUUUACACAUGCUCUUAAGUGUUCCCUAAUGAUUAUAGAACUGCUUCAAAAGCUAGGAGGAAGUACUUACAUCUUGAAAGAGAAUAAAAAAAUUUACGAUGAUGAUGAGGAGGAGGAAUCGGAUGAAUCAUACGGAGGAGACAAUUAUGAUGAUUAUGGAAAUUUGAAAAAAGGGAGUCUAAAAAGCAAAAAAAGGCAAAACAGAGAUUUAGACCCAGACAUAGAUGCAAUGGAAAGAAUAAAUGUAACUGAUUUAGUGGACGAAAUUUAUAGUGGUAAAAUUGUAAAUACAUGCAUGCAAAUUAUUGAAGAAUAUAAAAGAAACAGCAUUCAAAUAAAUCAUUUAAUCAUUACUUAUUUCGAAUUUUUAAUAAAAUAUAAAAAUAAUGAAUAUAAUUUCCUUUUAUUUUUUGAUAUAAAAUAUUUUCUCAUUUUUAUGAACAUAAUUAAUGAUGAGGAAUGUUACACAAAUCCAAAGUAUCAUUGGAUUUGUUCCUUUUUUGAAAACAUAAUAGCAUGCUUUUUUAAAUUGUGGAAUAGCAAUUAUUUCAUACCAAUUGAAUUAUUUUUCAGUAAAGCCAUAAACAAAAAUAUUUUCAGCUUGUUAAGUGAAAAAUAUAUGUUGUCUAUUUUUAGUAAUUAUACUGAAGGAAAUGACAAGUUCAUAUAUGAACAGCUCAACAAAGGAACACAUAUAAAUGAUAUUUUUAUCGAAAUGAAUAAUCGCAAAAGAUUGGAAGCAUUAGAGUGGAGUCAUGAAGAUAUCGAAAGCUUGAAAGUAUACUUCAAACAAUUUAAGCAUAUGCAUAACUUUCUUCCUUUUAUUAGCGAAAUGUUAAAUAAGUCUUCUAGUAGUGUAAAAAAUCAGCUCAUUUAUUUGAAUUACAUGGAUCACAGAGGAAACAUAAUUGAAGAUGAUAUGGAUGAUUACCAAAUGUCUGAUUCGUCCGAUAGUUCUGAAGGGCAAGAAGAAUCGUUAGCUACGUCAGAGGCAGAAACGGAAGCAGAGUCGGAAAGGAGGGAGUCCACUCCGAAACUUGGGAAAAAAAGAGCAUCCAAAAGUGGGUCGAAAUCCUGGAUCGGUUCUGAAGUUGACACUAAAGCAGGAGACGAUGAAUGCACCCUUCCCGAAGAGAGGAGGAAGGCGAAACAGCCACUCCUCUACACCAUUUAUAAAUUGAAAAAACUAAAUGAAGAACAAACAAAGGGAAUGAACCUAACACAGAAUAGAAUAAAUUGCAACGUAGACACUGUUCUGGAAGAAGUUACAUCUAAUCUGAAAUCUCUCUAUGAGUUGAAGAAAAUGUCUAAGAGUAAAUUCUUCUCCUAUAAAGCACUGUUGUUUGAUAUUCCCUUAAGUAUAUCCUCUGAAUUGUUAGAGCAUAGCAAUUUCAAAAGGUUGCUCAGUUUGAUUGGGUUCGUGUAUAACGAAAAUAGUGAUGAAUGGGUUCUAAGCGAUCAUGUAGAUGUAGAUAUUUUUAGGAAAAUUAUUGAAAAAUGUGAAGAAUUGUUUCCUCUGUCUUUGAAAGAGCUCCGAGACAGGUUACGUGCACCGGGAAAGGAGGAAAAAGAUGGGAAUCGAGAUCAGGACCUUGAACAGAUGCAAAGGGGCGAAGAUGAUACAUAUGAUCCCAUGGAUCAAAAAAGGAAUCAUUAUGAGCAGCCUAAUGAUAAUAAUAAUGAUCAAAAAUUGGACUAUACUGAUGAAGAAUUGCAUCUACUAGAACCUCCAAAACUGAAGGGAACUUUCACACUUCUCAAAUUAAUGUAUGACUUGUUCGUAUCGAAUAAAGAUGACUUCAGAUUAUUUUUCAACGAUAUAGUAAACCUAAUUAGAGACAAAUGCAGUUUUCUUUUUCAGAGUAAAAAAAUUGGAGGUGGGUCAAACGAAUGGAAAAGUAACACUGAAGGAGGAGGAGGGGAAGAAAAAGAAGUAAAAAUCGAAGGAUAUGCUCCUGCUGCUUCCCCAGAUAGCAACAUAAAUGAUUCCCAAUUGGAUGAUGAUUACAGAAUCUUUUUAGAACCCAAAGAUAGAGAUGUACUAAAAAAUUGCCAGAAGAAAAGUAUCCUGGAAAAAAUGCUACAAUAUCUAUGGGUAUAUAUUUCCAAAUCGGGACAUCUUAUCAUUUCAAAACACAUAAAAGAAAAAGAAUUUUCUGAACGAUUUCGAGUUCUUAAUAAUUACAAAACUUUGGGAAUACAAGAAAUUGAAGAUUUCAUAAGUAAAAAAGAAGCAGAAAUUGAUGAAAAGAAGAAGAAAAAAAAAGAAACUAAACCUACAUCACAACAGAAGUUUGAUUUUAUAAAACGCGUUUGUGAGUACCUAAAUUACCUCUACGUGAUCAGCAAAGUGACAUCCCCUUUAACACCUUUUAACAUUCGUAAACAUGAACUAACAAAUGAAAUAUACUUUGGAGGAGACAAACUUCUGACAUACAUUUAUGAAAAACUGAAUUCGUGGAAUGUAAAAAGAAGCAAAAAAAAUGAUGAUUCUCAACAGUUUGUCUUAAAUAUGAAUGAUUUGUUAACUUAUAUUGUCAUCUCCCCAGAGACAAAACAAGAUGAUGCUUCUAGCACUUUCAUAGGUGGAGAUGGUAGUACUGCAGCAGAUCCACAGCACAGCAUCGAUGUUAAUCAGAAUAUUGAGAUGAAUUGUUUUCUUCCAUUUGUUGAAAACAUUUGUAUAGCUUUGAAGGGCUCAUCGGAAGAAAAUGGGUUCAUAAAAUGGCAGAAUCAGGAAGUUCAGAAAGAAUGGCUAAAAAUUAUGCUCAAAUUGUUUUACAAUAUACUGUAUGACAGUGAAUAUAACACAGUGGGAAAUCUUUUCAAAGAAUACAAAAAUAUUAAAUUAAUUCUGAACGACAAAUCGCCUGACUUUUUGUCUGAGCAAAGUAUAGCGUCUACUUCUAAGGUAGAUGCAACCACACAAGAACCCGUGUCGAAAGUAGCACAGGAGACAAACAAAGUACACAUCAACAUGGAGGAAGUGCAAAAGGGGGAAUUGCAAAAGGGGGAAUUGCAAAAGGGGAAAGAUCAUCCUUCUCCAUUUUUAACAGAAGAAACAUUGUGCCCAAACAAGGGAGAUGAAAUACACACAAGUGUGGGUAUCAUGAACCAAGUUCCAAUUAAAGGCGGGGAGGGAAUGAUGUCAAGCUUAGAGGAAGCACUUGUUCGAAAUAAAACUAGCCAUGAGGAAGAUAAGAACACAUUGAAAGUUGUUCAUAAGAGAAAAUUGGAAGAUAUAUCAUCAGUAGAGGACUAUUCGGAGUUUUUCAAAAAGAGAAAGUUAGAAAAUGUUUACAUUAACAUUUACAGGAAAAACAGAAAGAUCAUUAUCGAUUCACUUUUAAAAAACAAGAACAUUUACCAGUACAACGAGAGUGAUAUUAUUAAUAGAGUCAAGCAGGUGUUCAUCAAAGCUAGACAGAUGGCUUCCAGCGGGGAUCUUCGCAACAGGUGGAAAUCUAAAGAUGAUGUGAAAAGGAUACUCUUGCUAUAG